Messenger RNA from Penicillium pulvis, 1095 nucleotides. RefSeq lists its product as uncharacterized. The transcript is spliced from 3 exons. NCBI's taxonomy places the organism in Eukaryota, Fungi, Ascomycota, Eurotiomycetes, Eurotiales, Aspergillaceae. The coding region runs from base 1 to 1095 and encodes 364 amino acids. The record is from RefSeq and is a predicted model, not a curated record.
AUGGGUCAAGCUCAUUAUUACUGCCAUCAUCGCUGGUCCAAUGGACCUCCUGCUGAUACACCGAAAUCAGAGGAAGAAGCUCUUGCCCGAAUUGAUGAGCUCUACAAUUCCGGCGUGCCAUGGUUCAGCAAAGAGACUAUCCGCUCUGCUUUAGAGCAGAUGCAGCGCCAACCGGCACACGGUGACCAGAUCGUUGUCAAAGCGGUGGACGGCGCAAUGGUUGAGUAUGAUAUCAAGUCCGGCGAUAUCAAGACCAUGCGUGACACAGAUGGAGUUGAGGAAGAGUGGGUACUCCAAAGACCUGCCAUCUCGUACACGUGCCGAGCCAGUAUGCGGCACCAUAUUUUCUGGCGAGGUUUCGACAAAGAAGUCCCGAACCUCAGUAGCAUACAAAUCGUGCAUUCGUGUCUGAUCCGAAGAAAAGAUAAACAUGAGCCCGUUGACGCCUUCCCUCGUUUACCGCUGGAGGUAGCCCGCCCCGAUUUUGAAAAGCACCGACAAGACUGGACCGAAACGGAGAUGUGCAAGAAUCUCACCAAGUUCCUGGACUCCUCAGCUGCGCACCUAGAAAUCACCAAAGUCGUAGCCGUGUCUCUAGGAUGUCUCUCCUACCUACAAAAUCAGGAUCAAGAUCGAUUCGGUCGUCCCGCGUAUCAGCAUGCCCUUGUCCUCACGCUACGUGAUUGGCUUAAAAAGAAGAACGGCGUGGCUAAGGUACCUAGCUAUGUGCAGGAUCCGGAGUACGUGGAUGUAGACCGGGCUCUUCUUGCAGAGCACGAAGUUGAGGUGAUUGAAGAUCCAAUGGCAUGGUUGGAGAUGGACGAUUUCUCGAUCGUGGUGUCUAUUGCGUCGAAUGUGCCUACCAAGGAGAUCAUCACUGAUGUUGCAAGACCUGCGGUGGUUAUUUGGAACAAGGUUGGUGAUAAUGAUUAUGAUAAGAGAGGGGAGGGGUCUUUAACGGAUCCGUGUUCUGCUCGGGUGCGGGCGUUGAUGGAAGGGUAUGACUGCUUUGACUGGGGGGCUAGUGAUGAGCAUUUUGGGGAUGUUUACAUGUAUGUCCGACGACCGCAGACUUUAUGUCAAGAGUCGCCCUGA